This is a messenger RNA of Striga hermonthica, 1521 nucleotides long. Lineage: Eukaryota; Viridiplantae; Streptophyta; Magnoliopsida; Lamiales; Orobanchaceae. The record is from the annotation of a GenBank genome assembly.
AUGGCGGAGCAGCUCGACGUCGUCUCGAAAAAACCGAAAAGGAAUAUGUACGCUCUGCUCAUCUCUGUCAUGGCUUCCAUGACAUCCAUACUCCUAGGCUAUGACACUGGGGUGAUGAGUGGUGCCACGCUGUACAUAAAACGGGAUCUGAAGAUAUCGGACGAGCAGAUCGAGAUCCUUGUGGGGACCAUCAACAUCUACUCGCUGCUAGGGUCCGCCAUGGCCGGCAAGACCUCCGAUUGGAUGGGCCGCCGGUUUACGAUUGUGGUGGCGUCCGUGAUCUUCUUCGCCGGAGCCGCCAUUAUGGGGUUUGCCAACAGCUAUGGAGUGCUGAUGACGGGGCGUUUUGUGGCGGGUCUCGGAGUCGGGUAUGCCCUCAUGAUAGCGCCCGUAUAUGCGGCUGAGGUGGCGCCGGCCUCGUCCCGUGGCUUCCUCACUUCGUUCCCGGAGGUCUUCAUUAAUUUCGGAGUCCUACUCGGUUACCUCUCAAACUACGUGUUCGCCAAGUGCUCCCUCCAGCUGGGCUGGCGCCUGAUGCUCGGCGUGGGCGCCAUCCCCGCUAUCUUCAUCGGUUUCGCCGUGUUAGUAAUGCCCGAGUCCCCACGCUGGCUAGUGAUGCAGGGCCGUCUGGCUGAGGCCCGACGCGUCCUCGAGCGCACUUCCGACUCCGACGAGGAGGCCAACCUCCGCCUCUCCGACAUCAAAGAAGCCGCCGGCAUAUCCCAAGAAUCGGACGACUUCGUCCCCGUCCUCCAACGCCACGGCAGCGACAGUGGCCAGGGGGUGUGGCGCGAGCUCUUCAUCACCCCCACACGUCCCGUCCUCCACAUCACCAUCUGUGCCCUCGGCCUCCAAUUCUUCCAGCAGGCGAGCGGAAUCGACGCAGUCGUCAUGUACAGCCCUCGAAUCUACGCGAAGGCCGGCAUCACGAGCGACGACAAGCAGCUCCUCGCCACCAUAGCCGUCGGCGUCUGCAAGACCAUCUUCAUCCUCGUCACCACCUUCAUGGUCGACCGAAUCGGCCGCCGUGUCCUCCUCCUCACCAGCUGCGGGGGACUCACCCUCUCGAUGCUAACGCUCGGCGUAGGCCUCACUGCCAUCGAGCGCUACGGAACAGAAAACCUCGGUUGGGUCGUGAUUGUUUGCGUACUGAUGACUUACUCGUCGGUUGCCUUUUUCUCGAUGGGGAUGGGUCCGAUCGCGUGGGUCUACAGCUCGGAGAUUUUCCCGUUGAGGUUGAGGGCUCAAGGGUGUGGGGUUGGGGUGGCGCUAAACCGCGCCACGAGCGGGGUGCUUCUCAUGUCGUUUAUAUCGCUCUACAAGACGAUCACGAUAGGAGGGACUUUCUUCCUCUUCAGCGGGAUUGCGGCUGUGACGUGGGUCUUUUACUUCACGCUACUGCCGGAGACGAGAGGAAGGACGCUGGAGGACAUGGAGGCGUUGUUUGGGACUUUCUUCAAGUGGAGGACUACUAUGAGGGAGCUGCACAGGAAGGAGGCGGAGGAGGAGGAGGAGCUAUGA